AUGUGUGUUAUUCUGGGGGGGUCCCUCCCUAAGCCUAUCCUCAGAGUACAGCCAGAUUCUGUGGUCUCAAUGGGAACUAAGGUGAUCUUCGUUUGUGAACAGAUCAUUAGAGUCAAAGAGUCUGAUCUCUAUAGAAAUGAAUACCUACAGAGUAGAGUUCCAAAGAACCAUCAAAGGCCAGCAAACAAGACUGAAUUCUUAUUCUCAAAUGUAUGCCAGCAAAAUGCAGGGCAAUAUCAAUGUUCCUACAGGACUCAGGGUAAAUUAUCAGACUACAGUGAGCCCCUGGAGCUAGUGGUCACAGGAGCCUACUGGAAACCCAGGCUUUCAGCCCAGACCGACCCUGUGGUGACCUCAGGAGGGUAUGUCAUCCUCAAAUGUGAGUCCUCCGAGCAAUAUCACAGUUUCAUCAUUACUGUGGAAGGACCACAGAUGUUCUACUCAUGGCAGGACUCAAAGUAUAACUAUUCUACUGGGAAGUUCCAGGCCCUGUUCCCUAUGGGUCCUUUGACCUCCAACCACAGAUGGAUAUUCAGAUGCUACAGCUAUGAAAAAAACACACCACAAGUACAGUCAGAUCCUAGUGAACCACUGGAGCUCCUGGUGUCAGGGAAACUGCAAAAACCAACCAUCAAGGCUGAACCAGGCUCUGUGAUCCCCUAUGGAAGGGCCAUGACCAUCUGGUGUCAGGGGGACCUGGAUGCAGAAAUAUAUUUUCUGCAUAAGGAGGGAAGCCACAAUACACAGAGGACACAGACCAUACAACAGCCUGGGGACAAGGCCAAGUUCUUCAUCCCUUCUGUGACACAAGGCCAUGCAGGGCAAUAUCGCUGUUACUGUUACAGCUCAGCUGGCUGGUCAGAGCCCAGUGACACCCUGGAGCUGGUGGUGACAGGAAUCUACUACUAUGGAGUCAAGCUGUCAGGACUGCCCAGCCCUGUGGUGCCAGAGGGAGGGAACGUAACACUCCACUGUACCUCACACAGCAACUAUGAUAAAUUCAUUCUCACCAAGGAAGAUCAGAAGUUCACCAACUCACUAGACACAGAGUAUAUAUCUUCUACUGGACAAUACCAAGCACUGUUUGUAUUGGGACCCAUGACCACAAACUACUCAGGGACAUUCAGAUGUUAUGGUUACUACAAGCAUACCCCACAGUUGUGGUAAGUACCCAGUGAGCUCCAAAAAAUACUCAUCUCAGGACCAUCAAGGAAGCCAUCUCUGCUAAGUCAUCAAGGCCAUAUACUUGAUCCUGGAAUGAGCCUCACACUGCAGUGUUACUCUGACAUCAACUAUGACAAAUUUGCACUGUACAAAGAAGGGGGAGCUGACAUCAUACAGUCCUCUAGCCAGUGGACCAAGGCUGGCCUCUCCAAAGCCAACUUCACACUGGGAUAUGUAAACCACUCCACUGGAGGCCAAUACAGAUGCUAUGGUGCACACAACCUCUCCUCUGAGUUGUCAGCCUCCAGUGAUCCCCUGGACAUCCUGAUCACAGGACAGAUUUAUGACACACCUUCCCUCUCAGUGAAGCCUAACUCCUCAGUACACUCAGGAGAGAAUGUGACCCUGAUGUGUUGGUCAAUGUACCCUGUGGACACUUUAAUUCUGUCCAAGGAGGGAUCAGGCCAGCCACCCCUUCGACUAAAGUCAAAGUUUGAAGAUCAGCAGUACCAGUCAGAAUUCUCCAUGAGUGCUAUGACCUCCACCCUCUCGGGCUCCUACAGGUGGUAUGGUUCUCGAAACUCAUCUCUCUACCUGUUGUCAUUUGCCAGUGCCCCUGUGGAGCUCAUAGUCUCAGAAUCCAUCGAAGCCUCCAGCUGGCCAACUAAAAGGUUCAUCACAACAGCCACCCCAGAGAACCGGGAUCACACAAUGGAGAAUCUCAUCAGGAUGGGGAUAGCUGUCCUGGUCCUCAUAGUCCUUUCGAUUCUAGCUGCUGAGGCCUGGCAAAGUCAUAGACAGACCCACCACGCAGCUGGCAAAUAAUCUAAAGAGAAAGGACAGCUUUCAAUGUUCUACACUCUGAGAAAUGAAUCUGAUGAUCCAAAAUUUUCUGUCAGAAAAAUGUGCUGUGAUAGAAGUCCAGGGAGCAAUAUUGUUUGGGGUUCUGAGGAAAGAAGUUUUAUGAUGAUGUAACUCCUUGGUAAACAAAUAUUUGUCCCUCGCACACUGGGGGUCUUCGCUUACUGAACCCACACUCUUCUGAAACUAUAAAAUAAUAAAAUAUUCUGUCCCA
Molecule: messenger RNA, 2239 nt
Organism: Rattus norvegicus (Norway rat)
Lineage: Eukaryota; Metazoa; Chordata; Mammalia; Rodentia; Muridae
Source: RefSeq, a predicted model, not a curated record